GUUAGGUAAGUGAGGAACAGUGUGAAGUCUGUCAGAAUCUCUGAAGCAGACUACAGGCGUUUCACACUAAUCUGCAGUAGUGCUCAACAGUGCAAAAACUGACUUGUUUUUAUAUCUCAAACACCAAGAACUUGGAUCAGAGUAGUGAUGACGACCUUUGAUGACCUCCUUGAAGAGGCUGGGACUUUUGGCCGAUGUCAGAAGCGAAUCUUCGCCCUGCUCUGUCUGUUGUCAUUGCCUUUUACCGGCGUGUAUGUCGGCAUUGUCUUCCAGGGUUUCACCCCGCAUCACUGGUGUCGGGACUCUGCGGUUGUGGAGAGGAGGCAGGCGUGCGGCUGGAGCCUGGCAGACAGUCGCAGGCUGACGGUGCCGGCGGUCAACAGCUCUGGAGUGCUGCAGCAGAGCAGCUGUGAGCAGUAUCAGGUGGACUGGAACACCACAGAGCUCACCUGUGACUCACAGGAACUAAACCUGACUGGGGUUCCAGUUACCACAUGCAAGGAUGGCUGGGAGUAUCAGUAUGAAGGCAGGAAGUCCUUCGUCACAGAGUUUAACCUGGUGUGUUCAGAUGCAUGGCUGGUGGACAUGUACCAGUCCACUCUCAAUGUGGGCUUCCUUGUUGGCAGCUUUGCUUUUGGUUACUUUGCUGACAGGUUUGGCAGGAGGAUCAGUUUCCUACUGUCCAACGUACUGAAUUUAAUCGCAGGGAUUGUGCUGGCUGUGGCUCCAAACUACAUCUCCAUCCUGGUUGUCAGGAGCCUGUUUGGCUUCGGAGUAAAAGGAGGGUGGAUGUCUGCAUAUGUGCUGCUCACAGAGAUCGUUGGAGUGGAGUACAGACGGAUGGUGGGAAUAUUGUACCAGAUGUUCUUCAGCAUCGGCAUCCUCAUCCUCCCUCUGCUCGCCUAUUUCAUCACUGACUGGCGUUGGCUGCAGGCCGUCAUGACUGCACCCUACCUCUUCUUCCUGUCCUACUACUGGUUCAUCCCAGAGUCUCCACGGUGGCUCAUCUCUCAGAAGAAUUCCUCAAAAGCUUUGGAGAUCACUGAAGCUAUGGCGAAGGAGAACAAGAAGAAACUCUCCAAGAACUUUGACACACUGGCUGAAGAUGAGGCUGACUCCCCCUCUGCCUCUCUGCUGGACCUGGUCAGAACUCCGAAUAUGAGAAAACACACUUUCAUCCUCAUGUUUAACUGGUUCACCAGUGCUGUGGUCUAUCAAGGCCUCAUCAUGCGGGUGGGAAUAGCAGGAGGAAACAUCUACAUCGACUUCCUCAUCUCUGGCCUGGUGGAGUUCCCUGCCGCUUUCCUCAUCCUCUUCACAAUUGAACGUGUUGGUCGGCGCCUCCCCUUCGCCACCGCCAACAUCGUAGCUGGAGCCUCCUGCUUGAUCACUGCCUUCAUCCCUGACAGUAUGCUCUGGUUUAAGACGUUGGUGGCCUGUAUCGGUCGGUUGGGUAUCACCAUGGCCUUCGAGAUGGUGGUGUUUGUUAACACCGAGCUCUACCCAACAUUUGUCAGGAACCUGGGAGUGUCAGUUUGUUCCUCACUGUGUGACGUUGGCGGCAUCGUGGCUCCCUUCCUGCUCUACAGACUGGCUGACAUCUGGCUGGAGCUGCCCCUCAUCAUCUUUGGAGUGGUUGCGUUCAUCGCUGGAGGUUUGGUGUUGCUGCUGCCUGAAACCAGAGGAGUUCCUCUCCCCGACACCAUUGAUGAUAUCGAGUUUCCUCAUAGGAAAAAGGAAGAUGUAGUGGAGAACUUACAAAUGAAGAAACUUUUAAAAUCAGACCUGACAAACAACAAGGAAACAACAACUGUGUGACUGUGUUUGUGUCAAUGCAUGUGUAUGUACUGUAGAUUUCCU
Molecule: messenger RNA, 1860 nt
Organism: Morone saxatilis (striped sea-bass)
Lineage: Eukaryota; Metazoa; Chordata; Actinopteri; Moronidae
Product: solute carrier family 22 member 2-like
Exons: 12
Coding region: 148-1818 (556 amino acids)
Biological process (GO): transmembrane transport
Cellular component (GO): membrane
Source: RefSeq, a predicted model, not a curated record